UCGUAUUUUGUUUAUUAAUUCGUGUUAACAUUGUUAUUUGUUAUUUGUUAACAGUAAAUUAAUACCACGAUGUAUAUGGAAUCUUCAAUCUAUUGAAAUUAGAAUUAAUAUAAUAAAGUAAUUAUUUUUUCAAUCAGUAUAACAAUUGAUAUUUUUUUACAUCGUGGUCAAUACUUAUUGCUUGAGACUUUUUUAGUUUAAUUUCGUCUUUUAUGUUAGAUGUGUAAAGAACUACCGUGUUAAUUAAUAUAUUAAAGAUGGAUUCUUCAAUGAAUAUUUCAAGAUUCAUGGACAACUCUAUGUCCAUGAUUAAUCAAUCAAUAUCAGCCAAAGAUAGUUUAGAUCUAUCUGGUAAAAUGUUGGAUAAAUUUUUUGCAGCAGAUGACUCAUUUCCUACACUUGUUGAGAAAAUGCAAAUAACUAAAAGCAGUCAAAGUGUUAGUGGUUGCACAGAAUAUGACUAUCCUAAAGAAGGUCUAGGGAUGCCUUCAAUUGCUCCUCUUAAAUCAAAACACAAGAUACCCUUACCAGGCGCAUUACUAGAGCAAUGGAAUGAUGCACAAAACUUUCAUCGCAAGUUAGGAAUAUUUCCUAGUAUCAACCGAGUUUGGGUCACAAUUGAUCAAGAAUUUUUCUUAUGGGACUAUAGAGAAGGAACGGAUUUAUCUUAUUUUGAUGGAAUGAACUCAACUAUUUUUGCAGUAGCAUUAGUAAAACCUAAAGCAAAUGUAUUUCAAGCUCAUAUUAAGAAUUUAUUAGUCUUAGCUACUGGAUUAAACAUUGCAAUAUUAGGAGUAACAUUUAACCAAGUUACCAGUGUUGAUGGUAAAAGUAUAAAACAAUUGGAACUUACUACAGAUACUAUUUAUGAAGUUCCUACUGAAGGUGUGAUAACUUCUAAAAUUGUCGGAACUGACAAUGGACGAAUUUUUCUUGGAAGUGAAGAUGGUAACCUAUUUGAAAUUGAUUAUUGGAAAGAUUUGGGAUGGUUUUCAAUUGGAAAUGGAAGACGUUGUAAGAAAGUUUGUCAUUCAGUUGGAACUUUAUCGUAUAUUCUACCAUCAUUUUUAACAUAUGCAAUCACCGAACCCUCUGCCAUUAUUGAAAUAGCUGUUGAUAAUACACGUCACAUACUUUACACACUGACUGAAAAUAGUUCAAUUGAAAUGUAUGAUCUUGGAUCUGAUGGUAAAUCUACAAGCCGAAUUGUUUCUUUGUCACAUUCUAAUCUUGAGUAUCAAGUUUCAAAAUUACUUAGAACUAUGGAAAUAGCUCAAAUAACUAUAUUGAGUAGUAUAAAAAUUAUAGAAGAAACUGAAUCACCUAACAUUCAUCUGAUGGUUGUAUCCAAAUCUGGGUUUAGAUUGUAUUUUUCUACUGGAGCUAUAACCUCUAGCAAUACUAGACCUUACACAUUACAACUUGUACACAUACGUUUACCACCAGGAUAUAAUAGGGUUAUUGGAGAAUCUAAACCUAGUUGUGUACAGCAAGUGUUAUAUAAUAGAGGUACUAUUAUAAUGUCAUGUAACACUGACAUAACUAAUUAUAGGCCAAUGUUGUGGUGUAUAUCAUCUGAUGAAUAUGCAUUUAGUUCUAAUUUUAGUGAAAGAUAUUUUAUUACUGAUUUGGAUGUAUGUCCAUUAGCACUGGACAAUAUAGGACCUAAUUUAUUGAUAUACAAUGAUCCAAGUUUACCACAACCACCACUCAUUGUUCGUCAACAGUUUGAAAGUCGCCAAGAAUAUAUAAUCUUGGCUCCACAAGGUUUGGAAAUAUUUGAAAUGCUUCAACCUUAUGACACUCUCUGUGAAUUAUUAGCCAGCAGUCAAGGUUCAGAAACAGAUGCUAUCAAAACAUAUUUUAAAAAUUUCACAGAUAUUCAAGCAUGUGUGGCAUGUCUCACAAUUAUUUGUGAUACGUCAUUGAAAAAUUUAAAGAUUAAAGAAUACGCAACUCGUGCAUUUUUCACUCAUGGUGGUGAGCCCAAAUUAGUGACUGAAAAUCUGCAGGAAUCAUUUCAUGAAUUAACAAGAGUUUCACAGAAUAAUAGUUUUGGUUCAAGUAAUUUUUCAACAUCACCUAUACCCCCAUCAUCUAUGCCAACAUUUAUAAAAAAUCAGACAAAUAUAUCACAUUUACCAUUUGAAUCCACUAGUGUUCAGUACUCAUCGAAACAUAAUGGAUUAUAUUUAUUUGUGAGUCGCUUACUGAGACCGCUUUGGAACAUUAAAGCUGUUAAUAUGGAGACUACUGAUGGGAAAACUUAUACUGCCAACAUAGUGUCCCCAGACGAUUGUUCAUUUAUUGCAAACCAUUUGCAAACUUUACACUCUUUUAUAAACAAUCAUUCAAAAAUGUUAGCAAACUAUUCUAGAAUACCAUUAGAUACAUCUAGACGAACAGCUAUACAAGAUGCACAUCAAUCUGAAUCAAAAUCUAUUGAAUGUUUGAAACAAUUAGUUGUUUUUAGUGCUGAAGUAUUUAAUUUGUGGAAAUUACUCAGUGAACAUCAAUUUCAUAUCAUAGCGAAGGAAUUAAUUGAUCAUGAACAGCGUGUAUUGGAAAAUAUUACCUUCAAAGAAUUGAUCCUUUCACACCAAGAACUGUGUCAAACUUUGGUUCAAAAACUAUUAGAUACGUACCUAAAUGAAAAUUCGUCUGUAGAAUCAAUUAGUACAAAAUUACGACAAGUCUGUCCAUCCAUAUACCAUUCUGAAGACGCUGCUUGUGCAAAAGCAUCAGAAAUGAUUAAAUUAGCACAAUCUACAGUUAAUGAGGAUGUGCGUAAACGAAUUCUAUACAAAUCUCUUAUGGUAUUGAAAGAAGUAGCACCUAAGUUUAAUUUAACUUCAGUUUGUUUACAAUAUACGAAUUGUGCAUACAUGGAAGGUGUAUAUCAGAUGUGUAGAGAGUAUGCUAAAAAAAUUGAUCCAAAGAAUUUGGGUGGUCAUUAUUUUGUCAACAAUAUGGUAUCAAAUAGAGAUGGACCAGGCUAUGGUGCCUAUAUGCUCAGAUUAGAUAUUUACAAAGAAAUAAAUGCAAGUUUAGAUUACUUAUACUCUAUCAUGGUGAAAAAUCCAUCUGUAAUUAUCCCUAGUCGACCAAAUUUAAUACCUGGAAUUCUAGAAAAUUCUGCACUAACUUCUGAACAAUCUUCUAAUUUGAUUUCUGAAUUGAUAAAGUUGUGUAUCUCAUGUGAUGAUGAAAUCAUGCACACCGUAGUAUAUGGAUGGUUGAUAGAUAAAAAAUUAAUAAAAGAAACAAUUGAAAUGGGACAUCAUAGCUUGGAAAAAUUUUUAUUGGCUCAGUCCAGGUGUAAUGAUAACAAUAACUAUAUUAAAGAUGUACUAUGUAGAUAUUAUGAGUAUAAUGGAAAUUAUAAUGAGGCAGCUGAAGUUUUGGCAUCAUUGGCUAAAAGACCAGAGAGUGGUUUAACUUUAAGCGAUCGCCUUAUGUAUUUGGGACGGGCAAUGGCAUGUUUGCGCAGUAAAAAGUUGAGUACACCCACAUUAAAUGUUACCAGUCUCAGAGAUGUUGAAGACUUGUUACAAGUAGCUGAAAUACAGAAAAUGAUAUUGGAUUUAUUGUUGUCUAGUCAAAUUGAUGGAAAAUCUGAUAUAAUUGAUAAGCUAAAUAGCUGUCUGUUUACAUUAGGCGAACUUUAUAGUAAUUUUGCUGAACCGCAUAGUCUAUGGGAAGUUCAGUUGGCGAUAUUACAGCUUUCAAAUCAUGAUGAUCGUGAACUAGUCAACCAAAUUUGGGAAAAUAUUUUAUUAAAAGUUGUGGAAGAUUGUGGAGAUAUUGACGAACACAACAAAAUGACUAUUGCUCUGGAAAAAAUAAAGUCAUUGGCCAAUUCACAUCCAAUCAAUUCAUCUACUUUUGAUUUGAAGUAUAUAACAACAAUGUUGGAAUAUUUGAAUUGUAACUUGGGUGGAGAUUUGGAAUCUGUGUACACAACUAUGUUAACUAUUGGUGCUCCUAUUGAAUCUUUAGUAACAAUAUAUAAAAAGAUUUAUUCUACUAAUGAUCCACGGUGGCAAAAGACAAGUGAGUUGCACGUAUUAGAAGUUAUUAUGAGUUUGGCUCGGUAUUAUUUACAAAAUGUUGAUUUAUGGCCAUCAGGAAUGCAAAGGAGAUCCAUUGCUGUGAACUUAUUCGAUUUAUUAGUGAUUUGUCAAAACAUGCUGUAUAGCCGUUUUGCACAUAGUCCACUGAUUGAAGGUGUCAUUGCAAUCAAAACUGAACUUGACAAUAUCAUUAAAAACUGACUUAAC
Messenger RNA from Rhopalosiphum maidis (corn leaf aphid), 4280 nucleotides. RefSeq names its product nuclear pore complex protein Nup155-like. Gene Ontology annotation, biological process: protein localization to nuclear inner membrane; RNA export from nucleus; protein import into nucleus. Bases 258 to 4274 code for a protein of 1338 amino acids. The transcript has 26 exons. Lineage: Eukaryota; Metazoa; Arthropoda; Insecta; Hemiptera; Aphididae. The record is from RefSeq and is a predicted model, not a curated record. Gene Ontology annotation, molecular function: structural constituent of nuclear pore. Gene Ontology annotation, cellular component: nuclear pore inner ring; nuclear pore.